AUGCGUUCUUUCUUCGCUUUGGGCGCCCUCGCCCUCUCAGGCUCCCUUGAGCUCGCCGCGGCUGCCAACUGCCGGCCUUCUGGUACCACCACCAGUGCUGCGCCCUCUUCCUCCGAGACUGGAAGCUCUGGAGGCAACAAGGUUGUCAGGAACUUGGUCGCCAACGGUGGUUGCAACGAGCUCAACCCCAAUGAUCCCUCCGACAUCCCCAACUUCCGCAUUGAGGGCAGCGGCCAGGGCGUCACCGGCCAGGGAUACACCGGCGGCGGUAGCAAGGAGACCAACUGCGCUUCUCUGGCUGCCAACGGAAACCCCAGGCGUAAGAGAUCCCUCGGGCCGUCUGUCAGCAUCUCUCAGGAUCUUUCCAACUUGGACAAGAACGGUCUAUACACGAUCCAGUUCUUCUACCGUAUCACCUCGCAUCCUGGGAACGCGGGGUGUCUGCUGUCGGCCACCCUCGGGGGAUCUCCGUUCUAUUCUGCGGAGGUCGAUGCCAGCGAGGCUGGAUGGAUCAAGGUGCUUGAGCAGAUUACAUCCCCUUCUGAGACUUCGCCCAUUGAUAUCACCAUGACCUGCGAAGGUGACGAUGCCACCAUCCUUGUUGACUCCAUCUUUGUUUCCGAUGCUGUUACUCCAGAGACUAUUGAUGACUACGUCCUUGACUUUGGUGAUGGUGGUGCUCAGCAGACUGAUGCCGCGACUGGCUCUGUUACUGCCAGCGAGACUGCUAUCGAGACGGCUUCUGAGACCGACGCUCAGACUGAGGAGUCUACUACUGAGGCUACCGACGCUACUACUGUCACUGAGACUUCAGCCGGGGAAACCACCACUGCCGAGGAGACCUCUUCUGGUUUCGAGACUACCACCGUCGCCGAGACCUCCAGUGCUGCUGAGACCUCUGCUGCUGAUGAAACCACCACUGUUGAGGAGACUUCUGCAGCCGAGACUAGCACUGCGGAGACCGAGUCCACUACCGUCACUUCCGCUGCCAGCGAGACCACCUCUGCAGCCGAGGAAGAGGAGGAAUCAACCACCACCACCCCUGCUACCGAAACUACCUCAGCUGCUGAAGAGGAAGAUCAGACAACCACCGCCAGCACCUCUGCCGCCACUGCCACCGACGGCUGCCUUCCCUCGACCUGGGACGACGGCCCAGUCUUCUGCGAGGCCAAGCUCGAGGUCGAAGACACCUUCUGCGCUGUCCAAGGCAACGCCCCCUCCACCGCAUUUGAGCUGCUGGAUCUCUCCAGAUACCCCUGGCAGGGAUACGCCGAGCGCUGCGCGACCAUCUGCCAGCAGACCGAGGGCUGCAAGGUCUUUGGCUACACUGAUGAGCGAUGCGCCAUUGCUAGCGUCAACACUGUUAGCGACAUUGAGUGGGAGAGUGGUGGCGAUGAGGCUGAUAUGAUGGAGUGGUCUAACCUGGACUGCUUCGUCUGUGAUGAGACUUGCAUUGUUACCGAUAACUAG
Messenger RNA from Fusarium keratoplasticum, 1470 nucleotides. RefSeq lists its product as uncharacterized. The record is from RefSeq and is a predicted model, not a curated record. Lineage: Eukaryota; Fungi; Ascomycota; Sordariomycetes; Hypocreales; Nectriaceae. The coding region runs from base 1 to 1470 and encodes 489 amino acids. The transcript has a single exon.